Puntigrus tetrazona (Sumatra barb) is the source of this 3187-nucleotide messenger RNA. It is a transcript of the gene igsf11, whose product is annotated as immunoglobulin superfamily member 11. Gene Ontology annotation, cellular component: cell-cell junction. Lineage: Eukaryota; Metazoa; Chordata; Actinopteri; Cypriniformes; Cyprinidae. The transcript has 7 exons. Gene Ontology annotation, molecular function: ionotropic glutamate receptor binding. The coding region runs from base 496 to 1809 and encodes 437 amino acids. Gene Ontology annotation, biological process: homophilic cell-cell adhesion. The record is from RefSeq and is a predicted model, not a curated record.
GCCACCUUUUCGCGCCAGAGGAGGGCACAGUUACCUCGCGCUUUGAAUGGCGUCAGCCGUCUCUAGGCAACAGGCCAGCAGUCAGUCAGUCAGAUUUCUCAAUCAGAGCGGAGAGCGGCUGCGGCGGCGACGGUCAUGGCCCUCCCGAGGAUCCGGUGCACAUUUUCCCGGUCCACCGCGAACGGCGUGUGAACACAGCUCGGCGUCGCGCUGAAGAGCAGAACAGGACACCCCGGUACCGACCGAACCGGGCGCGUUCACGCGGAUCCCGACGCGAAGGUGUUCUCUGAGGGAAUUUUUCACGCGCCGGUUUAAUUUGACUAGUUGUAGUUCUUAGUUUCUCGUGACAUCAGUGAAACGUUUUAAAAAAUGCUUUAGAUUUCAUUCGCGAUUUCGGUUUGAAGAGACAAUUACUUUCCCACCGCCGGACUGUGGAGAAGAACUGACUGACUUUGAACUUCACGCUUCGCGACACGACGACUUUCCCUCAGAAAAAUGCUGAAAUUUCACAAUUCUGAUCUGUGGAUUGCUUGGCUGGUCUUCUUCUGCGUGAAUGUGUGUGUGCGUGCGCUGGAAGUGACGGUGAGUCAGAGCAGUGUUCAGGUGGCCAGAGGUCAAGCGGCCGUCCUGCCCUGUACGUUCACCACCAGCGCCGCUCUCAAUAAUCUCUACAUCAUAUGGAUGGUCACGCCGCUGGCCAACGCCAACCAGCCAGAGCAGGUGAUCAUCUAUCAGGGCGGCCAGGUCUUCAGUCUGGCCAAUCACAUGAACGGCCGCGUGGGCUUCGUGUCCACCAUGCCCAGCACAAGUGCCUCCAUCUUCAUCAACAACACGCAGCUGUCGGACACAGGGACGUACCAGUGCCUGGUCAACAACCUGCCUGACCGCGGCGGGAGAAACAUCGGCGUGAUCGGCCUGACCGUGCUGGUUCCCCCGUCCGUCCCGUCCUGUCGGAUUCAGGGUUCUCUGGACGUGGGCAGCGACGUGAUGCUGAUGUGUGGUUCGGACGAGGGCAUCCCGACGCCUACCUACGGCUGGGAGAAGCUGGAGUCCGUGCCCAAACUGCCCCACAAUGCCAUGCAAGAUCAGAUGCAGGGCACGGUCACGCUGAGGAACAUCAGCACCAGCACAUCUGGACUGUAUCAGUGCACGGCGUCCAACGCCAUCGGAAAGAGCACCUGUGUCCUCAACCUGCAGGUCGUGGCGCCUCAGCCUCAGAGCGUGGGUCUGAUCGCGGGAACCAUCGCCACCGGCGUCCUGGCGCUCGUCAUCUGCUCUUUACUGGUGCUCGUCACGCUCUUCUACUGGAGAAACAAGAACAAGUACGAGGAGGAGGAGAUUCCCAACGAGAUCAGGGAAGACGAUCUCCCUCCGAAGAGAUCCUCAUCCGUCAAGGCGUUCCAAGCGGACGCCUCGUCCUCGGAGAACGACACGCUGACCUCCACCAACACCUACAACAGCCGCUACUGGCACAACCCCAAGCCCAACUACGACACCAACUCCUACACGCGCUACAGCGGCGACACGCGGCAGACCUUCAGCGGCGGCGGCGCUCCGUACGCUAACGGCAGCCACAGCCUGCCUCCGCCCAAGACUCUGGUGGUCACCACAAACUCCGCCCCCUCUCCGCCCGUCAUGGCCCGCAGCAACGGCUCGCUGAGCCUCCGCCCGCCGGCCGCGGCGACGCCGGCCGUGACGCUCGGACAGCAGCACACGCACUCGUACGCCGUGAGCCAAGCCACGCUGGAGCGCAUGGGUGCCGUUCCCGUCAUGGUGCCGGCGCAGAGCAGAGCCGGAUCGCUCGUCUGACGCGACAAAACUCUUUUAUAACCGAGUUCAGCCGAUGCCAACUACAAAUGGUCUCCGUUAGCGUCCUGCGUUGUUUUUCAUAUUGCCUGUUUGCUUGUCGGGUUCUUCGCUUUUUUUUUUUUUAAACGGUUGCUCCAUUUUCACCGCUUACCGACCACCGUAGAUCAACCGCCGAACAAUUACGACGAGAUGCUUCAGCUGUGAUAUUAUGAAGCUGCGAGAAUGCUUUUUGCACGGAAAGAAAACCAAAAUAGCAGCUUUACUGUAGCUCCGUUUAAGGCAACAUCCAACAUUAUGAUAUAGAUGCUACGAGUACGUUGGUGUUAAUUGCAUAACGAGGCUUUGAUUAACGUCAUUAUUUUAGUUUUCUCUCCAUGCGAAGAGUAUUCUUCGUAAGAUCACAGCCGAACCACUGAUGGCAGAUUUCUUGUAAUUGUUCGGGAGCCAAUGGGAGAGUCGCGAGCCUCCUGGGUUUCGUCGAAAAUAUCUUCAAUGGCGUCCAAGCUUUCACAGGUGAGGGAAACCACACGGGGAGGAGCGAUUCAUGACAUAGUGGCCGUCUUUGGGGUGGAGCCAGUCUUGAAGCUGAUAAAGUCUUGGCCCAGAAUCACGUAUUUCUCCAGAGAGGAUGUCAGAAUGAUGCAUGACGCUCCGUUUGAUUCGAGCACAGCUUGCUGCUUUCUAACACUGGAAUCAGAGAGUUACAGAGCUGGCCGAAGUGACCGCUAUUUUCUGCUUUGAAGUCAGUCAUUUCGUUCUGUUUGUAUCAGUUUACAUUUCCAAACGUCGGGCCUCGUUGGUGAAACAUACUCAGAGUCCCGGGCGCAGGUUUGUGUAUGUUCAUGAGUUCUAGGCGUCUGUAAAUAGGCUCAGUCACAGUUCACACGAAUCACAGCGCCGCAAACGUCGUGUCCAGGAACCUUCCGGACUGCUUUCUCACGUUUGGCUCCAGUACACUGCAUAAAUGCAAAAAUAGACUAAUAGGCCAUAUAUGACUAACAAAUAUUCGAUAACGUGCGUCCAACCAAUCGUUUUUAGCCUGAAUGACAGCUGUCGAUAUCCACGGCAGUAAUGUAUUAAACUUAAAUGCAGUAACCAGCGAUAUUAACUUCUGUAUUCUUGUUCAGUUGAUGGCGAUUGGUCGGUGUGGUAUUUGUCCCGCCCCUCCUCCGUUGAUUGGAUGGCUGGGUAAACGGUAGCGGUGACGAGCGUUGUGUUCUAUGCAAAGUUAAAAGGUUUAUCAACUCUGAACUAUGAAACAAAUAAAUAUAUAUAUACAUAUACAUAUACAUGCAUAUACAUACACAUACAUACACAUACAUAUACAUAAAUAUACAUACAUAUACAUACACAUACAUAUACAUACACAUAUAUAUAC